Molecule: messenger RNA, 1772 nt
Organism: Zerene cesonia (dogface butterfly)
Lineage: Eukaryota; Metazoa; Arthropoda; Insecta; Lepidoptera; Pieridae
Product: protein lifeguard 1-like
Exons: 6
Coding region: 133-843 (236 amino acids)
Cellular component (GO): membrane
Source: RefSeq, a predicted model, not a curated record
UUUGUAGUUAACAAUCGGUAUUCGUAAUAAUCGGUCGUGUUUCAGUGUUCUAGAAAUUGUUCGACAUAAAUAACGAUAUGCUCUUGUGAAUUCGUAGCAUUAAUUUGGAAGGAAGCUAUUCAAGUCGUCUACAUGGAUCCAUCAAGAUUCGAAGAUGGCGACCCCGUGCAAUUCGACUUCUCAGAGCAAACGAUACGGAAGGCAUUUAUUCGAAAGGUAUACUCCAUACUUAUGUGUCAACUGCUCGUUACAAUGGGAGUCAUUGCUCUAUUUGUUUUCCACGAACCGACAAAGCAGUUCGUGAGAAGCAACACUUAUCUAUUUUGGAUAGCACUCGUCGCAACGUUCGUCUGUCUGAUAGCCAUGGCGUGUUGUGAUAACGUGCGAAGAACCACACCGAUGAAUUUUAUCUUCUUAUUCAUUUUCACGCUGGCGGAGAGUUUCCUAUUGGGCGUCGCUUCUAGCACAUACGAUGCCAACGAGGUGUUCAUAGCUGUGGGCAUAACAGCUGCAGUGUGUCUAGGAUUGACACUUUUCGCUUUCCAAACAAAAUGGGACUUCACCAUGAUGGGCGGAGCGCUCGUCGCCGCGACCAUGGUGCUUCUAGUGUUUGGGUUGAUCGCAAUUUUCAUACCGCGGAGCGACAUAGUUCGCCUGGUGUACGCUUCCUUAGGAGUGCUGCUCUUCUCAAUGUAUCUAGUCUACGACACGCAGCUGAUGAUGGGCGGUAAACACAAGUACAGCAUCUCACCCGAGGAAUAUAUAUUCGCAGCUCUCAACCUGUACUUGGAUAUUGUUAACAUAUUUCUGUAUAUUUUAACCAUUUUGGGUGCAUCGCGGUGAUGCAUUUUGUACAGUACGCUUUAUAUCGCAAGUGAGAAAAACAUUAUAGGUGUAGGUAAAUUUAAAUAAAUGUAGUAAUUAAUAAUUCAAAUAACUAAAACAACACGCUUUAAUGAUAGAAUAAACUAAAUUUUCUGACUAACUCUUAUACAGAGUAGGAGGGAGAUCAUUUAAUCCUGAAGAGUCUAAUCAAUACAAUAAGAUAUGCCCAUGAAAUUACUGUAUUGUUAUCGAUACUUGAUAAGUGCAUAAAGUUUGAAUGAAAUCUGAAAGUGGAGUGGUUAAAUAAAACUUAAAGCGUCGGUUACAUACUAACUAACAGAAAAAGUUAAUAAAAGCGUCUUUAAAGGGUUAUCACUACCAUAUACCAAUUUAUCCAACUAUGCCAAGACUACAUUGUUAGUUUCAAAAUGCCUUACAUCAGGAUCAUGUGAAAGUAGCAAAUCUUAUUAUUAAAUACUAAUUAUUCAUAUCAUGUACAAUGCUAUCAAUGAUAUUGUUAUUAGUUAUUAUUACUACCUCAUACGUGUCCUUCAAUAUAGAUAAAUACCAAAUAAAAAAAUGUUAUUUAAUACAAGAUUCUAUAUUAGAUAUCUAGUAAUAUAAUGCACGUAAACGUUACUUAUAUUUACCGUCACGUAUUUAUUUUCAUAUCAAAUUAGUAUACAAACCAAAGUUCUUUUGAAGUUGUGUGCAUGAUAGGGUGUUUUGUUAUCUAAUUUUACUUGUACUCGGGGCUCAUUUCAGUUUUAUUUACGUCUAAUUCAAGCUCUCUAAUAUCACUUCAUGAAGGAACAUUAUGCCAGACAGAAUAAUAAGCACAGUUAUGCCCUGCGAUUUCAGUAGCGGAUAAAAUGGAGCGUGAAAUCAUUCAUCAACAACUCUAAUAGAAGAGUUGUUUUUUGAUAAAACAUCACUGGCAAUCGUAG